Messenger RNA from Sphaeroforma arctica JP610, 2743 nucleotides. RefSeq lists its product as hypothetical. Gene Ontology annotation, biological process: regulation of cyclin-dependent protein serine/threonine kinase activity; mitotic cell cycle phase transition. Gene Ontology annotation, cellular component: cytoplasm; nucleus; cyclin-dependent protein kinase holoenzyme complex. The transcript is spliced from 4 exons. The coding region runs from base 356 to 1678 and encodes 440 amino acids. The record is from RefSeq and is a predicted model, not a curated record. Lineage: Eukaryota; Ichthyosporea; Ichthyophonida. Gene Ontology annotation, molecular function: cyclin-dependent protein serine/threonine kinase regulator activity.
AUAUGAUAUAUAUUGUGAGAGCUUUAAUUGAAAUAUACAGAUAACUAUUUACUGUACAUUAACAUACAGCUUUAAUAGAGAAGCUUGAAACUCGUGAGCUUGAUAUUUCCGCCUGUAAUCAUUAACGGCAUAUAUUUACCUUGGUUACAACAUAAAAGUAAUUGCACUUCUAGCCACCUACGCAAUCCUAGUAACUAUAAUAAUCGUCUCGGUUGACAUCCGCCUGCCAUCAUGACGAGAUAGACCAGUGAAUAGUUAAUUUAACUAUCAGAAUGUCCGCACUAUUACCCCUCUGCCGUCCCCCGCCCCCCUCUGCCCCCGUUUCCGUGCCUUUGUCUGUCGCAUCUCUGUCGCCAUGCUCCCAGCAGCUGAUGAGUCUGUCCUGCCGCCUCGUGCCAGCCGCUGGUCUGCUGACCGCUGGCUCGUGCUGCUGCUAGAAGCUUUGGCUCAAGAGCAAUCGCAUGUGAUAAAUGGAGCUGGCUACCGCCAUGCCGACCGUUGCGACCUCGUGAACGAGGAAGAUCGCAUGAAGGCGUGCGCUGAAUUGUUCAAACUACAGGUGGGGUACCAUCUAAGCAAGGAGACCUUCUUCUUGGCCCUAACCUACCUAGAUCGGUUCCUAUCUGUACGUCGAGUGUUAUCUAAGCACUUCCGCCUGGUUCUAUUCACCUGCUUUAUGCUUGCGGCUAAGAUGCAGGAGGAGAGCAACCGUCUGCCUAUGGCCUUGGAUUUGGCUAGAGCUUGUAGUCCCAACGUGAGAGUGUCUGACCUUAAACGUAUGGAACUCAAGAUUCUCAUCGGACUCAACUGGGAGAUGUCGUCGGCCUCAUCGCUGUCGUUCCUCUACAAGUACUUGGAAUUCCUGCGCAACACCAACGCGCUCUCCGAGACGGAGAUUGCGCUUGUCCUUGAUCUGGGCACCAAAGAGUUGUUCAAAUACUCGGCAUACACAGACAAGAGUGGGUCACAGGCGGCCUACAUCGCCCUUACAGUGGCGAUAGGCGCCUCAGACGAGCUGCGAGGAAGGGCCUCGCUUCUCGACCGCUUGAGUGAUCUGGACGUCAUGCUGGGUGAGCACACCUUGCCAGCCCGCCUGAGAGACCAGGGUACCGAACUGUCUGACCACCCUCACUGCAAGGGCAACAGCAGCAUCGACGAAGGGGUCUCUAGUGGGGCCUUUUGGCCCGAAGACGCUAUGCUACAGGAUCUGGAUAUGGCUGCUACAACGACCUACGAAGACUUAGUGGACUCGGACCUGGAUUUGGACGUCCAUGCCAACUCGGACAUGGAUUUCAAACUGGAAGCUAGUGCGUCACCUACACCGGCUUCGCGCACGUUGUCGUCGUUCUCCGCACCGCCCACUUUGAACUUCUGGAACCCAGCCACCACUAAGACCACGUGCAUGCGGCCGAAUGUUUGCAACACUAACGUGUGCACAGACGCGGGUGUAGGUAUGGGCAACGUAGGUUGCGGUAGUACCGGUACGGUUGCUGGUGGUUUAGGUAUUGUAGGUGGGGGUAACGGUACAGUUUCUGGAGGUAUAGCGAAGCCUGACCGUAAGCGCGUGAGCUACUUGGCUGCUGUCCUCGGGCGCUCCAAUAAGCGCGUGUCGUCUGGGGGAUCAGGCAGGAAGAUACGAAUGGUGACACACUGUACAACGCCCACGGCGUGUGUCUAGCCUGCAAUGUCGUGCUGUGAUGAUUGUUGCUUGUUACAAUCAGUGCAGCAUGUACAUGGAGGGAAGAAUGAAGAGAUGCUGGGUGAAAUGAGAGAGGGGGUCACCUCAGCCUGGAUAUAUAGGAAGGAAGAAGGAACGAUCACGCCCGCAGAGUGCAUGUGCUGAUCGGUACACACACAAUCAUGACAUCAAUAUGCUUCUAGGCGUACGUAAACACCAAUACUGCGCUAAAUAUUAAACACAGGCGUGCUGUCUGGUAUGGGUCUGGGCCCUGAUUCACUUGAUUGCUCUGGUACACACUUAAAGGGACACCGUGUUCGGAAUAGGCCCGGAGAUGGCCCCGACCAAUGCUAAGUGUAUGUGUAGUGAAUGCACGUCCGAGCCUGGUGGUAGGGCAUCUACUAUCUACAAGUAUGACGCAGCGUGCGGGUACCGGGUGUCUUUACGUACUCUGUUCUGUACACCCGGCUUUGUUCGUAUUUAUCUCCGUAUAAAUACUUUUUGCGAGUAUAGUCAAGUCUAUGGGUCCGAAGAACCCAAUACGGUGGACGUCUGCAUCGGGUUCUGGUAUGUUCCUGGUCGCCUGUUUCGCCGAAUGGCCGCAUCAUAUAAGUAAGAGGAGGAAUCGGAAUAAGAUUAUCUACCUACACAGUCAAACCAUAUCUACCACACACCCUUGACUACUGUUAUCCACUAUUAUAUAUGCAUAUGGAAAGCUCACCCAAUUGUGCUCGUAUGUUUCCGAACAGAUGCGCCUGUUGUCUGAUCUCUUUUUAUAUGUGUAUUUAGGUGAGAUGGUAACGUAACGUCUAUAUGGGUGUGAGACAUGCUGUGUGGGUAGAUGUUGGAUUCUUAACUUAUACUGGUCGCCUGCCGGACUAAGUAGUGGGUGUAGGAAGGGGACAUAGUAGUAUGCCUCUAUGCAAUGAGUUGUAGUCAAGGAGCUGCAACCACUUGAAGGCUGUCAGUAGCUACAUAGCAACCCACGCUCCCCACACUUAACAACAUCGACACACUAUCAAUUUGCCAUUAGAAAACCACAAAAUAAAAAAUAUAUAGAACCAC